UUACCGCUUCUCAGAUUUUCAGCUCUCUCUCUCUCUCUCCUCUCUGUAAUGGAGUCUCUGCUCGCGAACUACGCUUCCUCCGACGAAGAAGAAGAGCGGAAUCAAAGAUCGGAGGCGCCGGAGCCGCCGUCGUUUUCCGCCCGUGAUCCUCCUCCUCCUGCUCUUCCGUUUUCUUCGCUAGCUGCUUCUCUGUUCUCCUCUCUUCCGCAGCCUAAGCAGACCCCAAAGCCCGCUUUUUCUUCAAUUCCCAAUCCCCAAAACUCCCGCCCCUCUAAACCAGCCUUGCCAUCGGAGGAGGAAGAUGACUCCGAGCUUCCCAAUCCGAGAUUGAAGCUCUUCUCUUCCCUUCCCCAGCCCAAACAGUCCCAGAACCCCGGCCAGCAGACCAAGAGGGUCGUCCAAAUCCAAAUUCGUCCCCAGAUCAACCUCCCCUUUCCCAAGGGAGCCGAUGUCGACGACGAUGAAGAUGAUGACGACGAGGGCGAGAAGGAGAAGAAGCGCAAGAGGGAUUCGGAAUUGGCGGCUCAGAAUUCCUCCGUCCAGUCAUUUCUGUCAAGCUUGCCUGCUGCGAGGAGCUCUGCCACGUUGGGAGCUCUACCUUCCUCAGGUUCAGGUCGGAGGUCGAUUGUUGAUACGGACUCGAACGCUCCAACCUCGAGUGGAACCCUUGAAGGGAAUAGUCAGUCAGGGUUUGGACAAAACGGGGAGAACUAUAGUAACUACGCGAAUUAUGAUUCAGGUAUUGAUCAAAGUGGCGUGCCGCGUUCUGGUGGUUUCCUGGAGAACAGUGACGUUCAGGUGGGGGUUGAUCAAAGCAGUGGAGGGUAUUAUGAUUCGUAUGGCGACCCCAGUGGGGGCAGCUAUGCAGGAUAUGAUAGUAGUUAUGGGGUUCACUACCAUGCCGGGGCUGAUCAAAGUUCAAGUGGGGGAGAGAAUUUGAGUUAUGCAGGAGGCUACGCGAGCUAUGGCGACUAUGGGAAUGGUUCGGUUGAGAGCGAGAUUAAAGUGACUGGGAAAAGAGGGAGGAAUGAGAUUCCUGCAGAGAUAGUCGAGGUGAAGCAGGAUGAGUUGAUAAAGAAUAGGCCAAGAGAGGAUCAGAUGAAACUGACUGGGAUUGCCUUUGGGCCUUCUCGAGAGCCUGUCUCAACUAAGGGGAAGCCCAGCAAGCUGCACAAGAGAAAGCAUCAGAUUGGCACGUUGUUCUACGACAUGAAGCAGAAGGAGAUGGAGCUCACAGAAAGGCGUGCUAGAGGCUUCCUCACGAAAGCUCAGACACAAGGCAAGUAUGGGUGGUAACUUCUUGCUACCCGACAUUGUAUCUGUUGAGUUGCAACUAAGUUCCCUUCUAUAGGUGCUUCGGCUUUGGUUUUUCUGUAACAAAGUACAAACUGAACCUUGUAUUUUUGGUAUUGGUCAAAGAGAAUGCAAUGCUAUUGUUUACUUAGAA
Molecule: messenger RNA, 1447 nt
Organism: Punica granatum (pomegranate)
Lineage: Eukaryota; Viridiplantae; Streptophyta; Magnoliopsida; Myrtales; Lythraceae
Source: RefSeq, a predicted model, not a curated record